UCAAAAAACUCUCUCUAAAAAACAUGGAAAACAACUUCAAACUUCGAAUUUCUAAACUAUUUCAAUCAUCUUUCAACUCUUGCCGGACGGAAAAAAACAUCUCCGACGUUGCUUCUUCCGAUCAACCCUUUUUCUUCCCGGAAAACCGCCAUCAUCGUCAAUUAAUCGACCUUUUUUCACCAAAACCACAGCCCAUUGCACAUUCAUUAUCUAAACCAAAACCCCAUUUGCCCAAGACAAAAAAAUCUAACGAAAAAGCCCAUUUUCCAGUCACCGGGAAACCACACUCUGUUUCCCCUGUUUUUGACCCACCUCUGUUUUACCAAAAAAAACCAAAACAAUCCAAGAAAAAGAAACCCCAUUACAGAAAAACACUCAAAAACCAUGAUUUCACAUCAAUAACAGAUAAUUACUACUAUGAUUGCUGUAGCAGUGAUGAAGAUUACGAAAUGGACGACGAAACCACUCUGUUUUCAUCUCGGUCCUUUUCGUCGGAUUCUUCUGCUUCUUUUUACCAAAAAAGAGCGCCAAGAAAGAAGAAAAGAAGUGUUUCAAGUGGAUGUAAAGAUAAAAAAGCUACUGAUGUGAUACCAAUCAAAGGGAAAUGCAAAUUGGUUAAAGAUAGUAUUGCAAUUGUGAAAAAAUCAAGUGACCCACAUGAAGAUUUUAGGGUUUCAAUGUUGGAGAUGAUUGUUGAAAGACAAAUCUUUGGAUCACAAGAUCUUGAGAAUCUUUUGCAGUGUUUUCUGUCACUAAAUUCUGAAGACCAUCAUGGUGUAAUCUAUGAGGUUUUUACUGAGAUUUGGGACACUCUGUUUUUCUGACUCUGUUUUUUAUUCUUCCUUCAGUUUAUGUUUUUUAUCUCUUAAUUUUUUUUUCUAACUUUUGCUAAACAUAACUCUAUCGGCUAUUAUUAACUUUGUCAUGACACGUAUAAA
Erigeron canadensis is the source of this 938-nucleotide messenger RNA. Its product is annotated as transcription repressor OFP8-like. The transcript has a single exon. The record is from RefSeq and is a predicted model, not a curated record. Gene Ontology annotation, biological process: negative regulation of DNA-templated transcription. Lineage: Eukaryota; Viridiplantae; Streptophyta; Magnoliopsida; Asterales; Asteraceae. Bases 24 to 824 code for a protein of 266 amino acids.